UUUCUCUCUCAAGCUCGCCUUCUUUCUCUCUCUACAAUUUUCCUCCAUUAACGCUGAGCUUCAACGCUUUGAACACCUUUCCAAGAACAGAGAUGGUUCGUUAAGCUUACUUGUUGUUGGAGAUUGGGGAAGGAAAGGAACCCAUAAUCAAUCUAGAGUUGCUCAUCAGAUGGGAUUAAUAGGAGCAAAAUUGGAUAUAGAUUUUAUUAUUUCAACUGGAGACAAUUUUUACGACAGUGGAUUGACAGGUGAAAAUGAUCCAGCCUUUGAAGAAUCAUUUACCAAUAUUUACACUGCCCCAAGUUUACAGAAACAAUGGUACUCAGUGUUAGGUAACCAUGACUAUAGGGGUAAUGCUCUGGCACAAUUAAGUCCAUUCCUUAGAGAAAAAGACAGCAAAUGGCUUUGUUUAAGGUCCUUCAUUGUCAAUGCAGCGGAAACUGUAGAUUUUUUCUUCGUCGACACAACUCCGUUCCAAGACAAGUAUUUCUCAGAUCCCGAUCAAAACUACGAUUGGAGAGGCGUGUUACCAAGAGAAAAGUAUUUAACCGAUGUUCUAAAGGAUUUGGAUUUGGCAUUAAAAGAAUCAACUUCAAAUUGGAAAAUUGUGGUGGGCCACCACACAAUCAAAAGUGCUGGAAGUCACGGAGAAACAUUGGAACUAGUACAAAAACUUCUUCCUAUUCUUCAGGCUAAUAAUGUUGAUCUUUACAUCAAUGGUCAUGAUCAUUGCUUAGAGCACAUAACAAGUUCGGAUAGUCCGCUUCAUUUCGUGACAAGUGGUGGAGGGUCGAAAGCAUGGAGGGGCGAGUACCAUUGGAUGCAUGAUCCAAACGAGGUGAAGUUUUACUACGACGGGCAGGGUUUUAUUUCUUUGGAGAUUACGGAGUCAGAGAUUGUUAUAUUCUUUUAUGAUAUUGACGGUAUUGUCUUACACAAAUUCAAUGUGGUUAAGCCUCUUCAUGCUGUCUUGUAACUCUGAAGAGAGAAA
Impatiens glandulifera is the source of this 991-nucleotide messenger RNA. RefSeq names its product purple acid phosphatase 3-like. Bases 170 to 976 code for a protein of 268 amino acids. The record is from RefSeq and is a predicted model, not a curated record. The transcript has 7 exons. Gene Ontology annotation, molecular function: ferrous iron binding; acid phosphatase activity; ferric iron binding. NCBI's taxonomy places the organism in Eukaryota, Viridiplantae, Streptophyta, Magnoliopsida, Ericales, Balsaminaceae.